CCAACAGUCUUUGCGACUGUACCGGAAGUGGAUGUUAACAGUGUCGACCUUGUCUGACGCGCAGCAGCAUGGCGAGCAAGGAACCAAAUCGCUUGGUGCAGCACCUAAGGGACCUGGCAGGCCGCAUGUCCUCGUCUGGAGGCAGAGGCGCAGGGCUUGGACUCAAGCUGCUGCUGGGAGCUGGCGCUUUGGCCUAUGGGGUUAAGGAGGCCACAUACACAGUGGAGGGCGGUCACAGAGCAGUCGUCUUCAACAGGAUCGGCGGGAUGCAGAUGGACACAGUCCUGGCUGAGGGGCUUCAUUUCAGGAUCCCAUGGUUCCAGUACCCUAUCAUCUAUGACAUCAGAGCCAGACCCAGAAAGAUAUCCUCGCUGACGGGCAGCAAAGACCUGCAGAUGGUGAACAUCGCCGUGAGGGUCCUGUCCCGCCCAAUGGCAUCCAACCUGCCCAUCAUGUACCAAAGGUUGGGCAAGGACUACGACGAGAGAGUCCUGCCGUCCAUCGUCAAUGAGGUCCUCAAGUCGGUGGUGGCCAAGUUCAACGCCUCUCAACUCAUCACGCAAAGAGCGCAGGUGUCGCUGUUGGUGCGCAGGGAGCUUUUUGAGCGAGCCAAAGACUUCAACAUCAUCCUGGAUGACGUGUCCAUCACAGAGCUGAGCUUCAGCAGCCAGUACACAGCCGCCGUGGAGGCCAAGCAAGUGGCUCAACAAGAGGCACAGAGGGCACAGUUUUACGUGGAGAAGGCCAAACAAGACCAGAGGCAGAAGAUCAUCCAGGCUGAAGGAGAAGCUGAGGCUGCCAGGAUGCUGGGACAGGCCGUCACAAAGAAUCCAGGUUAUCUGAAGCUGAGGCGGAUCAGAGCCGCUCAGACCAUCGCCAAGACGGUCUCGACGUCUCAGAACAAAGUCUACCUGAAUGCAGACAGCUUGGUCCUGAACCUACAGAACCAGGCGUUGUUUGACAACUUGUCUUUGGGCCUCAAGAAGUGAUGAAGAGGACUGUAGCUGCCCCUGUCUUCAUCAUGGUCGACCCGCGCUGACUCGUAGAAACCACAUUGAUGACUCGGGGCGGGUGAAGUAAUUUGUUUUUUUGCUCGUGAAAUGUGUGAAGACUAAAACAGUGAUCUUGUAGCGCCAAUCAUUCAGCACCAUCGCAUCCUGAUGUGACUCACUGAAUGGUGUUAUUUGUCCACUUUGUCUGAAGCUGAUGGGCCAAGUUAAUGUAUCAGUUAAUAAACUUGAACUGAAAGUCCACAUUCACUUCAUGCAUCAACUCUCUCCGUAAUCAUGACGUCAUGGUUUAUUAAUCCUAUACCACUGAGUUGCUGUGCGCUUCAUUAACGCGGCAGUUCCAUGUGCUGCCGCUAGAGGGUGCCAAAUAUGUGCUAUUUAUGUGUCGGCUGCCGUGUUUCUAUGGCAACGUACACGAGGUUCAGCGAUGAUGUCACAACCUCACAUAUACACGCAUAUACAUUCUCUCUCUGAAGUAAUCACUUUUCGUUUCCCCGUAGAAACAAUGGCAGUUAUACAUGUUAACAUGUUUACUAAUGAGCUUGUUGGCAUGCCAUUUAAUGUUUCUAAUUAUACCAUAAAUAAGGUGCGCAAUAAAAUAAAAGGAACGGCCGGAUCAAAUCAUGUCCAGCGGCGCCCCCAUCAGGUCAAAUUUUGUAAUUUCAGCUGCGGCUCAUGUACAAAAGUUGAAAGCUUGUUUCCUUUCUCUUUUAUAAACAAGAAUUGAAAUUCAAAUAAACAUCUGUUGACUUUU
Messenger RNA from Dunckerocampus dactyliophorus (ringed pipefish), 1764 nucleotides. RefSeq names its product prohibitin-2-like. Gene Ontology annotation, cellular component: mitochondrion; membrane. Gene Ontology annotation, biological process: mitochondrion organization. The transcript is spliced from 10 exons. NCBI's taxonomy places the organism in Eukaryota, Metazoa, Chordata, Actinopteri, Syngnathiformes, Syngnathidae. Bases 69 to 989 code for a protein of 306 amino acids. The record is from RefSeq and is a predicted model, not a curated record.